UGCUUGCAACAGCUCCCCCACUUGCCCCGCGCUCGCAUUCGGUGUCAGCUCCAACAUCAAACCUAGAAGCGUCCCUCCAGACAACAACACCCUAACAAUGUCUCUCGAAACGAUCGAGUCCUUCGUGGAAGGCGCGCCGCCCGGAGAGCUAGCAGACGUCGUGGCCGACAUCAAAGCCCUCACCGUCAACGACCCUGGCCUCGUGUCGAAGCUCACCCCCGCCUUCGAGAAGUACAACGAGGAGCAGUUCACCACAGUCAAACUGCCCGGUAGUAGCCAACAAGUCGUUAUCAGCUCGCACAACUCCUUCGGCGAUGGGCGCUACUACGACGUUGAGAGCUCCUCCAGCUUCGCCUUCAACCACGCUACCCAGAAGGCCAGCAGCGUCCAGAGCCACGUGCUCGAGGGCCCGCAAACCGACCUCGUCAAGUCUACGCUCAAGAGCCUGUCGACCUAUGCCCGGGAGCACUACGCCAACGCCGCGUACGGCGUCUACCCCAUCGAGAACGAUUCCAAGGUCGCCAUCGUCCUCGUCGCCAACAAGUACAGCCCCAACAACUUCUGGAACGGAAGGUGGCGCUCGCUCUACGUCUUUGAGCCCACGUCGGGCACCCUCGAAGGCAGCCUCAAGGUCGAUGUACACUACUACGAGGACGGAAACGUCCGUCUGUUGACCAACAAGCCGGUUUCGAGCUCGGCGGGCGCGACGGGGGUGGCUAUUGCCAAGGAGAUCGCAGCAGUGGAGAAGAAAUACCAGGAGGAGCUGAACAGGGGUUUCAUGUCGCUGAGCGAGGGCGCGUUCAAGGGACUUCGAAGGCAGUUGCCUGUGACGAGACAAAAGAUUGAAUGGGACAAGGUGGCCAGCUAUCGCGUGGGACAAGACAUUGGAGGUGCGAGACGAUAGGGGGACCGUUUUCAUCCCUGAUGAGCAUCCUUUUCCCAUUCAUAUAAAAGCGUUAUUCGAUACCAUGAAUAUCAGUCAGUUUGAUUUCCACAAAACUUCUUUCUGGAG
Molecule: messenger RNA, 1012 nt
Organism: Pseudomassariella vexata
Lineage: Eukaryota; Fungi; Ascomycota; Sordariomycetes; Amphisphaeriales; Pseudomassariaceae
Product: F-actin-capping protein subunit alpha
Exons: 1
Coding region: 98-904 (268 amino acids)
Biological process (GO): actin cytoskeleton organization; barbed-end actin filament capping
Cellular component (GO): actin cortical patch; F-actin capping protein complex
Molecular function (GO): actin filament binding
Source: RefSeq, a predicted model, not a curated record